Galeopterus variegatus (Sunda flying lemur) is the source of this 1501-nucleotide messenger RNA. It is a transcript of the gene POLR1G, whose product is annotated as CD3e molecule, epsilon associated protein. NCBI's taxonomy places the organism in Eukaryota, Metazoa, Chordata, Mammalia, Dermoptera, Cynocephalidae. Gene Ontology annotation, biological process: transcription by RNA polymerase I. The transcript has 2 exons. The record is from RefSeq and is a predicted model, not a curated record. The coding region runs from base 1 to 1224 and encodes 407 amino acids.
AUGACAGUCGCGCUAAAUCAGUAUCUCAUCGGGUCUCUGAGCCUCAAUCUACCAGUCGGCCCAGCACCCCAGGGCAGCCUAAGAAUCUUUGAGGGUCCUCAAGAAUUCCUGUCAAGGACCCCUCUGCAGCCCAUUCCAUCAAGUCCCCCGCCACAGAUUCCCCCUGGCCUGAGGCCUCGGUUCUGUGCCUUUGGAGGCAGCCCACCAGUCACAGGGCCUGGGUCAGUGUUGGCACUAAAGUCACCCGCCUCAGGGAAGAAGAAAAAGAAGAGACAGAUGCCAGAGGCUUCAGUCACUCAGGAGGCAGUAAAUGGGUACAGGGCCCUGGAGAUAGAUACAGCUUUGGAGUCCCCAGAAACAGAUGUAGGGAAGAAGAAAAAGCAGCAGCUAAAAGAACCAGAGGUGACAGAGCCCACAGCUGAGAUGUCAGAACCUCCAGGAAUGCUGUUACCAACCACCACCAAGAAAAGGAAGAAGGCCAAAGGGGCAAAAACAGUCAAGCCAGAAGUGGGGAUGCCGGAGCCAGAAGAAAAGACGGUGAAGCUGGAACUCGUGGUUAAAACCGAGCCUCUGGAAGAGACAGUCCAAUCCCCCACCAAGAAGAGAAAGAAACAAAAGGGGACAGAGGGGAUGGAGCAGGUGGAGGGGAUGAUAGUUGAGUCACAGCUGCAGGUGAAGGUUGAGCCACAGGAGGAAGCCAUCCCACUGCCCCCCAUGAAGAAGAAGAAAAAAGAAAAGUGGCAAAAUGUGAUGACCGAGCCAGGGACUGAGGCGCUGGAGCCAAAGGCGAGUCCUCUGGAGCUUCAUGGAGACCUGAAGCAUGAACUGCCAGAUGAAGUUGAGCCUCAGGCUGAGACAGCUCUGGCAUCCACCAAGAAGAAAAGGAAGAAAGAAAAGUGGCAAAAUGCCAUGGUGGAGCCAGGGACAGAGGUGCUAGAGCCUGAGCUGUCGGCAUCGACCAAGAAGAAGAAAGAGAGAGGACACAAAGUGACAGAGCCAGGGACUGGGAUGACUGACCCACCAAGGGAGACAGUGGAGCUUGAGGUCAAGGCAGCUCCAGCAUCCACCAAGAAGAGGAAAAAGCAGGACUGGGAAAGCUGGGUGCCAGAGACAGCACCCCAAAAGGAGAUGCCAGAGCUGCUGCUGAAUCCAGAGUCUGGGGAGGUGGCUCCUAUGGAAGGACGGGAGAAGAAGCGGAAGAAGCUGCAGCAGGACCCUGCGUAGUCUCCCUGGAGAAAACUGAGGGAAGCUGAUGGUGGCUACUGGGGGCCAUCAGAAGGUGAGAGCACAAGAACCCCUCCCCAGCGAUUGCACCAGCAAACCCAGCAGGAGCCUGGACUGCAAAAAUGCUUUAUUAUUACACGGGGGCCUCCUUGGCAGCGGAGGUCAUCGGGGCACUUUCAAGAAGGGCUCAUGUAGGACAUCAAACAGCCUCCGGGCCUGGGACAGAGAGAGAAAGAAAUGAGGAGCCAGUCAUUAAACGAGCCUUGUGUUUGGUACA